AUCACAAAAUCAACACAAACACACACAUACGUACACUUGUAAAAUAAAUACCUAUCAAUUCCCAAUGGCAUCAUCCAUGACCUUGACCGCCUCGUUCUUUGGUGGCGCCGUCGCCGCGAAGCCGGCCUCCUCCACCACCCGUCGCGGCCCGCUUGCCGUGAGGGCCUCGAUGGACUUGGAGAAGUCGGUGGCCGAGAGCAGCAACACGAGACGGGGCAUCGUGAUGGCGGCCGUGGGCGCAGCAGCAGUGUCAUCCGUCGCGAAAGUCGCAUCGGCCGACGAUACUAAUAACACGACGAUCGGAGGGUGGAGGCCGGUCGUAGCAGAUACAUCGGAGAUUUUUCUAAUCGCGGUAUUCGCGGUGUCGGAAUACAACAAACAGAACAAUGGGUCCUUGGUUUUGGAGUCUGUGUUAAGGGCUGAAGUGCAGGUGGUCAAAGGUGUGAAUUGCAGGCUCGUGGUCGUCGCCAGGGAUAGUAAAACCGGCCGCUCCAACAACUACCAAGCCGUUGUUUACGGCCAGAACGUGCCUACAACGAUACAGCUCUCUUCCUUCGUGGCACUUCUUCGCUAGCUUUUCCGAUCACCGGAUUUAAAGUGUGUAAAAAAAUUAUCUCCACUGUUUAUUUAGUACUUUUCCUUGCCUCUAUAUAAGGCAUUUUAUUGUAAUUUGGAGAUAGAUGUUUUCACAAUAUAUUCAAUAAAUGAUAUUCCCUACUUUUCUCUC
This is a messenger RNA of Salvia splendens (bonfire salvia), 727 nucleotides long. Its product is annotated as cysteine proteinase inhibitor 1. The transcript has 2 exons. The record is from RefSeq and is a predicted model, not a curated record. Bases 65 to 574 code for a protein of 169 amino acids. Gene Ontology annotation, molecular function: cysteine-type endopeptidase inhibitor activity. Lineage: Eukaryota; Viridiplantae; Streptophyta; Magnoliopsida; Lamiales; Lamiaceae.